AUGCCGGCGUGGUCGUGGCAGCGGUGCGGUGAGACGGUCCUGGUCCUGCUGGGCUUCCUGGCGCUGGUGGUGUCGGUGGGGAACCCGUCCGCCAGACGCAUGCAGGAGGACGGCGUGGCGUCCAACAGUCUGGAGGAGGAGCUUGAGGUGACCACGUACUGGUGGGGCGAGUGGGCCAAGUGGACGGCCUGCACUCGGACCUGUGGAGGCGGAGUGAUGUUACAAGAGAGACACUGCCUUAAACAAAGAAAGAAAGUUGCUGCUGGGAAAGACAACAUGACCUGCACAGGAAAAGCCAAGAAAUAUCACCUGUGCAACACUGAAGAAUGUCCCGCGACUGGAAGGAGCUUCAGGGAGGAGCAGUGCUGGUCCUUCAACUCACAGCUUUACAACGGGAGGAACUACCAGUGGAAGCCUCUGUAUCCUGACGACUACGUCCACAUCUCCAGUAACCCCUGCGACCUCCACUGCACCACCGCCGACGGCCAGAGGCAGCUGAUGGAGACGGCGCGGGACGGCACGUCCUGCAAGUACAGCAGCUACCGCGGCGUCUGCGUGGCCGGUAAGUGCGAGCCGAUCGGGUGUGAUGGAGUGCUGUUUUCCUCCAACGCCUUGGAUAAGUGUGGCGUCUGUCAGGGCGACGGCAGCAGCUGCAGCAGAGUCACCGGAAACUUCCGCCGCGGCGCCACCACUCUGGGUUACUCAUUAAUCACGCAAAUCCCUGAAGGAUCAUGGGACAUCCAGAUCAUAGAGAGGAAGAAGUCGGCCGAUGUUCUGGCUGUUACCGACCAAGCGGGAAACUUCUUCUUUAAUGGCGCCUACAAAGUGGACAGUCCUCAGAACUUCCACGCAGCGGGCGCCAUCUUCAAGUACCGCCGGCCCAUGGACGUGUACGAGACCGGGAUCGAGUACAUCGUCGUCAAAGGCCCCAUCGACCAGGCCAUCAAUAUCCUGGUGUGGAACCAGAACGGCCGCACGCCGUACAUCACCUACGAGUACACCGUCCUCCGGGACUCCCUGCCACCGGUCCCGCCCCCUCCCGUCUACACCGGAUCGGACACGUCGGCGGGGGAGGUGUCGGUGGAGGUUGAGGGUCCGCCGGCCCCCAACGGCAGCGUCUAUGACCAGGCGGUCCCCGAGAGCCGGGCGGAGGCGGGAGGCGCCGACGGACAGAAGGGCCAAGAGACCAACGAGGUGUACGAGGAGACGGAGGCCAUCGACUGCGAACAGGACCCCAACUUUACUGAGGGAAACAGCAGCCACGCAGGCGGCACCGCCGUCCCCGCUUCGGCUGGCGGGCCCUUGGAUACGGGGCCGGACUCCCCGAACCUCAUCUGGAGGGUUCUGCUUGACGGACGGAUAGGCCCCGAUGAGUUGCUCAUCAACAUCUCGACCAAUCAGCUGCUGACGGAGGAAGGCGGUCUGUUCUCGUCGGAGGCGGGACCGGAGGCUGACACCAGCGUCCUGAAGCAGGACGGGCCGCUCGGCGCCAACGACACGCUGGAGUUCACGCUUGGUCGCAAGCGCAACGACAGCGGAGAGGCUCCCUCCCAGAACAAAACCGUGCAGAGCGGUGGGAGGACCUCCGGCCGCUCCAACAGAACCAGGGGGAAUCAAAGGAUCCAUCAGAAGAACCUGAAGCCGAGUGCCGCUGACAUGUAUCGCUGGAAGCUUUCUACUCAGGAGCCCUGCAGCAUGACCUGCUCGAUAGGAGUGUCAAAGUCCUUCGUCACGUGCGUCCGGUACGACGGCAUCGAGGUGCACGACAUGUACUGUGACGCUCUGACCAGACCGGAGCCGGUCCACGACUUCUGCAUCGGGAGAGAAUGUCUGCCCAGGUGGGAGGCGAGCAGCUGGAGCGAGUGCUCCAGGACCUGCGGGGAGGGUUUCCAGUUCCGUCAGGUCCGCUGCUGGAAGAUGAUCUCGCCGGGCCUGGACAGCUCGGUCUACAGCGACCUCUGCUCCACCGCCGACCUGGAGAGACCCGUGGAGAGGCGGCCCUGCAAGAGCCCGGCCUGCGGCCCCCAGUGGGAGGUGGCCGAGUGGACAGAGUGUCCCGCCAAAUGUGGACGCAAAGCCCAGGUGACCCGGGACGUCCGCUGCUCUGAGGACACCCGACCAUGUGACCCGAUGACCAAACCACCAAACGCCAAGAACUGCACGGGUCCGCCCUGCGAGCGGCAGUGGACUGUGUCUGAGUGGGGUCCCUGCUCGGGGCUGUGCGCCCAGGGGAAGACGAUGCGUCACGUGUACUGCAAGGCGCCGGAGGGCCGCGUGGUCCCAGAGAACCAGUGCUCGGCGGAGGACAAGCCGCUGGCCAUCCACCCCUGUGGGGAGAGGGACUGUGCUCCGCACUGGCUGAGCCAGGACUGGGAGAGGUGUAACACAACCUGCGGUCGCGGCGUGAAGCGGAAGCUCGUGCUGUGUGUCGGCAUCAGUGGAGGGAAGUUCCAAACCUUUGCCGAGGAGGCGUGCGGAGGCAGCGAGAAGCCGGAAGAGGAGAACACCUGCUUCGAGAGGCCGUGCUUCAAGUGGUACACCACCCCCUGGUCUGAGUGCACUAAGACGUGUGGCGUUGGUGUGAGGAUGAGGGACGUCAAGUGUUACCAGGGAAGGGAGCUGGUCCGAGGCUGCGACCCUCUCACCAAACCAGUGGCCAAGCAGACCUGCACUCUGCAGCCCUGCCCCACCGAGCCCCCAGAUGAGAGCUGCCAGGAUCGUCCCUCCACCAACUGCCUGCUGGCGCUGAAGGUCAACCUGUGCAGCCACUGGUACUACAGCAAGGCCUGCUGCCACUCCUGCCGCGCCCUGCGACCUCCGACCUCCUAGUGCACCACGCCCCCCCACCCCCCAACACCGGCACAGAGACACAAAGGAGUCUGUUGAUGUAACCGUGGUACAACAGUUACUGUGGACAACGAGAGAAAUCCAGAGCUUUGCUCCCAUAACUUGGAUUUACGUGGGUUUGUUUGUCUAAGACGACAUCUGGUCAUUUUUUUAUAUCAGAUGGAAACAUUUAGUUAAGUUUAUAUUAAUUAUGUUAUAUUGUUUCAUCAGUUUUUUCUUAUUUCUAUGCCAAACACAGAAUGUAUUUCUUCUUCGUUUGAAAGUAAAAUUAAUAUUGGAAAGGAACAUUCUCACCUUGAGAGGAGCCUCCCACAUCUCAAGCUUUUAAUCAGUUAGACAAAAACAUUAAACCAGUUGCUUUUUUUGUUUCUGAGAACCACAAAUGUGUUGAAUGUCAACGUUUCCAAACCAAAUAAUUUAUGCGAUUUAUAUGGGUUUCAUGUAAUAUCAUAUCUUCGUGUAACAAAUGUUGAAAUGGUUCGCUGCUGAUGCUGCUUUCCUAUAGUCAAUAUGUAGUGUUUGUGUUUAUAUAAUACAGUGUUUUACGUGUUAUUCUGUUUCCUGCCCAAGGACUACAGGUUUAAAUGACGUGUAAAUAAAAUUGACAUUAUCAUCGUGAAACGAUUGGUUAGUAUUUGGCCAACAAAACGUCUCUUUGAAGUUAAAAAAAAGAUGUAAUAAUAAUCUUUACAACGAUUCAUCUCAAGAACAAUGAAUGAUGCUUCAAGUUAGCGGGAUUUCUCACGUAGCAUCAUGCAACAACAUCAUGUAGCGAGCGACACUAACACACGCUUUCUGGUUUGGUGACAUCACCUUUCGUCUUCUUCUCCUGACCGUCUCCAACAUUAUUAUCAAGAAUUACGUAUACGUAAGAUGACGGACAUCAUCCUCCCGAUUCCUUUCAUCAUCAUACUUCACGUUCUCCGAGCUGCUCGCCUUCGUUGGGGAAAGAAUCCAUUCAAUCAUUCUUCAAGUGAACAUACUGCAUGACUAGAAUAUUUCAUUUCGGUUCAGUGGAUAUUAUUUUAAUGUGUUUCAGUCUGGCUUGUAAUAAGUACAUGUCUCCGUUCCACCGGGACGCCUGCAGGACAUGGAGGCGUAUUUAUUAGUCAAAGCAGAUUUUCAUUCAUGGUGACGCGAGGCGGCGGUUAUCCAUCGGGUCACUGGUUCUGGUCAGUGUGUAACAGAGGAGAACUGAUGUGAGGGUGAAAUGCCUUCAGAUGUGUACGUCUCAUUUUAAACUAUUGUGUUGUUAUAGAGCUGUGUGCUGACAAUAAACUGAA
Molecule: messenger RNA, 4130 nt
Organism: Pungitius pungitius (ninespine stickleback)
Lineage: Eukaryota; Metazoa; Chordata; Actinopteri; Perciformes; Gasterosteidae
Gene: adamtsl2
Product: ADAMTS-like 2
Exons: 18
Coding region: 1-2829 (942 amino acids)
Biological process (GO): extracellular matrix organization; proteolysis
Cellular component (GO): extracellular matrix
Molecular function (GO): metalloendopeptidase activity
Source: RefSeq, a predicted model, not a curated record